AUGAAUAAUUUAAGUAAACUAUUUGAAUGUUUUCAAUGUACGCCCAGAUAUUCAAUAAUCUUAAUAUAUUUGGCUAUACUUAUAGAUAACCUGUUGCUAACAUCGGUGGUGCCAGUAAUUCCCGACUAUUUGAACAAAUUAAUGGACAAUUCAAGCGAUACAGACGAAAACGGAAGAUUGGGUUUUCUAUUGUCGACCAAAGCGUUCGUCCAAUUCUUCUGCAACUUCUUUGUCAGUCCUUUAAUCAAUCGAUUUGGUUAUGAAGUCAUUCAGAUUACCGGAUCUGUUAUCCUAUUGCUGUCAUCGUUGAUGUAUUUGAUGGGCGAGUCGUUUAUUAUGCUAUUAAUUCCCCGUUGUAUUCAAGGCAUCGCUUCGGCAUUUAUAACUGUUUCCGGUAUGGCAAUGAUUGCCAAUAUGUAUCCCAAACAGGAGACCCGAUCGGCAGUCAUGGGCUUUGCACUGGGAGGUAUGGCUGUCGGUGUUUUAAUUGGCUAUCCAUUUGGCGGAUUUCUUUAUGAGUUUAUGGGAAAAUCGGCUCCGUUUGCUAUCAUAGCAUUGUUGACAGUUUUACUAAUUGUUGCACAGUUGACAACCUUUAAUUGGUCAGUAAGAUAUGGAAGCUUUCUGUAUGAUAUACCUGUUUUGAACAUUAUAUCUGAUAAAUACAUUAUAGUAUCAAUAGGUAUGAUUGCUGUGUCGACAACAUCGAUGUCUAUACUGGAGUCAUGUUUGCCUCUAUGGCUCAUUGAGACAAUGGAUCCCAAACCUAAAAAAUGGCAAUUAGGAACUGUAUUUAUUCCUGACAGCAUUGGCUAUCUAAUUGGUACUAAUUUUUUAAUAUCAUGUUUUGCAUACAAAUGCAAAAGAUGGAUUACAGCUAUGAUCUCAUUAGCACUGGUAGGCCUAAGCGCACUGACCAUACCAUUAGCAUCAAAUAUGAAUCACUUAAUUAUUCCUCAUUUUGGUUUAGGAUUAGGGAUUGGUACCAUAGAUGCGGCAAUUAUGCCAUUUUUGGCUAAUAUAGUGGACACCAAAUAUUUUACACUUUACGGCAGUGUCUAUGCCAUCGCACAGACAGCCGUGUGUUUGGCCUAUUCAUUGGGGCCACUCAUCAGUGGACAACUCAUUCAAUUAGGUGUUGACUUUUCAACGCUGAUCCGUGCAGUGGGUCUCAUGAAUCUCAUGUAUUGUCCGUUAUGUCUAAUUUUAAGACAUUUUGAAAACUAUGAAUACGAUAGCGAAAAGGUUAGUAUGAAAGUACAAAAAAAUUUAAACACUGGCAAGUCUAGUACUACCUCUCGAUCUAACGGUGCUUACGCCGAAAACAUUAAAUGCAAUAAAGACAUCGAUGAAGAGUAUUUCAAUGCCAUCGUAACACUGCCGACCGGUUUCGGUACGGUUCCCGUCUUUAAUGAGGCCUCUAAUGUCAACCCGAGUAUAUCGGAUCAAUGUGUCAUCAAACAGACGUCAAUCGGAAGCAACAAGUUUUUGGUUAAAAUACAGGAUUUAGAGUCUUGUGGUGUCCAAACACAGAAGGCAGCCGAUGGUGCCGUUUGGAUGUCAGUUUCGCUCAGAUUUCCAUUGAUUGGAUCCCUCAGAACAGCUGAAGAUGAAGUUAUUACACUAAUGUGUAGACCACGAGAAAGGAUUAUUGUCAGAAACCAUGUCCUCGACAUUAAAAGUCAAAUUCAAAAUCCAUUGCGGACUGUAUUCAGUAGUUCUCCUCUUGACUUUGACUGCAAUCUGGAUGUAUAUCUCAAAUCAGAUAACGAAAACUCGUUUAGUCGUAUGAUUCCCACUGAAGAUGUCAUUGAAGUCGGACAAGAAGUACAGUUGAGAGCUACCAUUAGAUCCGGAGACGGUUGGAAAUAUGCUAUGAUAAAGGAUGUGACCAUUCAUAAAAUGAUACCACAGUCACCCUCCGGAGGGUUGUCCUCUUUUUCUACGUUAUCCUCGUUAAGACAAACCUCAUCCACAGCCGCCAAUGAAAGAGACUCAACUGAUAGCAACGUUAACAGGUUUUUUACAAACGCUUUGAAUAUAAGAAAACCCGCGCCUUCGAGGUUCAGCAAAACCACUGAUGACAGCAAUAAUCGGACAAUUCGUCAAAAGCGUCAAAUACCAGACGCGGCUUUUCUCGUGUUAAGCGAUGGCUGCCGUAAUCCAGUUUAUCGGUCGAUAGCAUCGACACAUCCGGUUCAAGAGUCAAACGACAAUUUGGUCGUCAGUUUCAACUUCAAGGCAUUCAUGUUUCAAGAUAUGGAUGAAAGUGGAACCAUUCGGAUCACUGCCAAAGUGAUAGCCUGUGUCGAGGAGGAAGACUGUCAACCAAUGAGAUGUAUAGAUGACGACCAAAUUGGUUACGGACGACGACGAAGACGACGCAAACGAUCACUUAAUAUGACAACAACUGACAAUAUCUUAGAGUCAAUCGACAACAAUAACAGUUCGCAGACCAGCGACUACUCCAAAGAAUUACAAUUAAAAAUAGUUAUGCCAUCAGUAAAAACAGCUGUGGUCAAUUCUGAUGUCCAAUCGGUGCUCAAUGAAUGGUUUGGUCAGACCGACGGUCGCCAGGAUUGUCGUUAUGUCGUCUACUUUAUGGGAACACUGGCACUGGUAUUCUGUUUGACCAUAACUAUGGCCUCGUCGGUAGUGAUUAUAAAAUCAAAACAAACAAAAUAUUGA
This is a messenger RNA of Oppia nitens, 2688 nucleotides long. RefSeq lists its product as uncharacterized. Lineage: Eukaryota; Metazoa; Arthropoda; Arachnida; Sarcoptiformes; Oppiidae. The transcript has 17 exons. Bases 1 to 2688 code for a protein of 895 amino acids. The record is from RefSeq and is a predicted model, not a curated record. Gene Ontology annotation, biological process: transmembrane transport; aminergic neurotransmitter loading into synaptic vesicle. Gene Ontology annotation, cellular component: terminal bouton; synaptic vesicle membrane. Gene Ontology annotation, molecular function: serotonin:sodium:chloride symporter activity.